Ctenopharyngodon idella (grass carp) is the source of this 1361-nucleotide messenger RNA. Its product is annotated as serine/threonine-protein kinase pim-2-like. The transcript is spliced from 8 exons. Gene Ontology annotation, biological process: negative regulation of apoptotic process; protein autophosphorylation; regulation of mitotic cell cycle. Gene Ontology annotation, molecular function: ATP binding; protein serine/threonine kinase activity. The record is from RefSeq and is a predicted model, not a curated record. NCBI's taxonomy places the organism in Eukaryota, Metazoa, Chordata, Actinopteri, Cypriniformes, Xenocyprididae. Gene Ontology annotation, cellular component: cytoplasm. The coding region runs from base 166 to 966 and encodes 266 amino acids.
GUCAUUGAUCUCGAGGAACCUCCUGCCGGUGUUAUUCGAGUCCUUCCCGCUGCUGAGCCUCUGGUGCUCGAAGAGCUCCAAACUCAUGUUCACGACGCUCCAGUCAGUCUGACAGCAGGUGAAACGUCUCCUCUGACGAAACCGCUGGACAGUAAUGAAGUGAACAUGAGACCUGAGGACAACAUUUGCUGCCGAUAUGCAAUUGGCCGUAAGCUGGGGCAAGGUGGAUUUGGUGCUGUCUAUGAAGGCACUCGUUUGGCGGAUGGCCAGAAGGUGGCAGUGAAAUUUGUCAAAAAGACAAAACACACGGAGUGUAUCAGCAUUCCUGAUCAUCCCGAGCCCCUUCCCAAAGAAGUCGCUCUGACAAUCCUGGCCAAUAAAGGUCCAGUGAUGGACAUCAUCAAGCUGCUGGACUGGCAAGACCAGCAGGACUUCUACGUCAUGGUCCUCGAGCGUUUCUCGCACAGCAUGGAUGUGUCUCGCUUAGUGGAACGCAACGGCGGCAGCAUCGACGAGAACUUUGCUCGGCUCAUCAUGUGGGGGGCAACACUAGCCGCUGAUGUGUGCUGUCGCCGUGGGGUUUACCAUGGGGACAUCAAAUUGGAGAACCUGCUGAUAGACUUUAAUAACCUCGAAGUCAAACUCAUUGACUUUGGAUGCGGCGAUCUACUGACAGAAUCUGCGUACACGAGAUUCUGUGGCACAAUGAUGUACUGCCCUCCCGAGUACAGGAUGAAGGGCGAGUUUCAUGGAAAGCCUGCGACGGUCUGGACUCUGGGGAUCCUCUUGUUCAGAAUGCUGUGCGGAUACUUUCCAGAUACUUUUGACCUGUACAGAAUCAACAUGAACACCUGGUACAAACCGGGCUUGACAGAAGAUUGCUGCCAUUUGAUCUGCUCUCUUCUGCAGCAGAAGCCUGAGCGUCGGCCUGAUCUGGAAAGGAUUGUUUACCACGAAUGGUUUUAGGUGUAAGACCGGUCACAGCCACUCCAGAAGUGACAUCAGUGACAUCUCUUUCUGUUUGAUGAAAAAAUCCACCAAAAACAAGAGCUCAGGAUGAGAUGAAGGACCAAAUUACUGAGAUGGAAACAUCCAGAAGUACUGACGGUGGAAGAGCGGUCACUCCAGAAGUGUCAUCUGUUCAUCUGUGUGUCUGUGGGCUGAAUCCAGUGGCGUCUCCAUCCAUCCAUCCGCUUUAGCCUCUUGCAUCUUGGCUUGAAGUAGCAACACUAGCAUCUGGCGAUAUUGCUUUCCGAAGGAUGUGAAAAUAAAUAAUUGUACUUUUGCAAAUAAUUUGAGUUUAGUUCAUCUGAACAGCCACAGAGGUUGCUUUCAGAGCCUUCAGAGAUCUACUGAUGAGU